CGGCAUGCCCCCUUCCCCGCCACCGCCUCCUCCGCCUCCAUUCCGGAGCUGGCGGAGGAGGGAGGUUGCCCCUAGUCGGGCAGUGGCCCCGAGCGAGCGGGGAUGGGAGGCUGCCUCUCCUCGCAGGCGGCGGACGACCUGUCGCUGCUCAACGACUCCACGGGCGACGGGGCCAGCCUGGGGCCUGGGGAGCCCACCCCUCAGCCGCCGCCGCCGCCGCCCGCCUCGGCCCUGCCGCCCCCCUACCAGGAACAUGCACCUAUUCCUGUGUAUCACCCAACACCCAGCCAGGCACGUCUUGCUACCCAGCUUACUGAGGAGGAACAGAUCCGUAUAGCUCAGAGGAUUGGGCUAAUUCAACAUCUUCCCAAAGGAAUCUUUGAUCCAGGCUCGGAGCCAUCAGAAAAGAAAAUCAAAGAGUGUGUGAUCUGCAUGCUGGAUUUUGUAUAUGGAGAUCCCAUCCGGUUCCUGCCCUGCCUGCACAUCUACCAUGUACACUGCAUUGACGACUGGCUGAUGCGAUCAUUCACUUGUCCCUCUUGCAUGGAGCCAGUUGAUGCAGCUCUACUGUCCUCCUAUGAGACUAACUGAGGUGGCUGUGUGCCCUGCUCUUGUUAAUGCUUCCAGGAAGCGGUUGUGUGGGGGGCUGAGAAGCAGCAUGCUAUUAUUUGCACACUUCUGGGAUACACCAAAGAAUCAUAUGGCAUAGAACCUGCUCCCAGCCCCAAGGAUAACACACAGCCAUUCAGGUUCGCUGACUGUAAUAAAGGCUGAUGUGUCAUAUUUGAGCAUUGUAUGCAGGGGGAGGAUGGCAAGGCUGGAGCUGUCCUUCCAUUCCACCCAUAUUUUUUUAAAAAAGAAGAUUGCUGUUUGAAGCUAUUCCCCUGCCACAUACUGAAUCUGCAAGUACAUUUUUCCUAGGGUACUGCAUGGGACUUUUAAACUAUUACCCCUGCUACCAGUGAUGAAAACUUGACUCUCAUAGGAAACAUCUCGGACCUUUAAGUCUAAAGGGAGUUGUGGCAGAAUAGGGUGGGGAGUUAAAAGUUGGUAAUGUUUGGAUGUUUCUUUUCAGCCUUCUCCCUUUCACCCUACAAAGAGAGUAGUGCUUCACUGAAAUAAGGCAGCAGCUUUGUUUAGAUCUUGACCAUUAUGGGAGGAUUUCCCCCCAGUUGGAGCCAUGUUGAAGUGGAGGAAACCAGCCUAUCGCCUUCCUUUGUGGGGUAGCAUGGGACAGGGACAUUGCUGUGACAGGAGGCUGAUUUGAUCCUGUAGCUUCAGAGGCAGAGUGCUUCUGUUUAAAGGUUGGUGUUUCAGCUGAGAGUGAAGGAGACUCUUCCCUUGCUCUCUUCUGCUUUUAAAGUUUUUUUUUUCUCAAUUAGGAGGGGAAUUUUUAUCCAUUCUGAGAUGCAGCAUGGCACUUCUGAAGACUUUAUGGCACAAGCAGAUUCCCUGCUAACAUACUCAAGUUUAUAUCAAUCCACAGCAUCAGUAUGUUUUAUCUGGUCACAUGAAUAGAUGAGAGUUAGAGGGAACAGAAUGUUUUUCCACUCACAAUUAUCAUUUGACUGCAGUUAAGUGGAUUUUGAGGGAAGUCUCUCACCAGCCUUUUCUCUUGGUGACUCUUCACAACCACACUAUUGACACUUAGAUUUCUUGGCAUGCUUAUAACGUGAGAUGGGCAAGUAUCUUGUAAAUAACAAUUUUUAAUAGAAAGUUGUUUAUUCAAUACAGUAAACACCCAUUCUAUAGACUGUGGGUAAAAGCGUAUGAGUACACUUUUAAAAAGGGUGAAGGAAUUUUGCUUGUUAUCUGUUUCUUCUGUUCGCCUUACACCACUUCAAGUGAAGACUUGUCCCAUAGGAAACUGCUAGUGCAGUCUAUUAAUUAGUGCCAUGCAGCUAGCCCACUAUUUGGAAAAGCUUCUUAGUCAUGCUCUGUUUAUUGCCUUGCAAGUGGAGAAGCGUGAAAGUGCUUUUCUGAUUAUGUAUUGUCCUUAACAAGGAUCUAGCACUUGAGAGGAAAACUAAUGUACAUUGCAUUCAAAUGGAAAUAAAAUAAUUGCCUACAGUCCUUUGGACUAUGUAUGUGGGAUAAGGCAACUGCUCAGUUCCCUUCCAUCAACGUUUCAACUGAAAUAAAUGUGAGCAGAACCUGCCAAGGAAACUA
Sceloporus undulatus (fence lizard) is the source of this 2169-nucleotide messenger RNA. Its product is annotated as RING finger protein 11-like. The record is from RefSeq and is a predicted model, not a curated record. Lineage: Eukaryota; Metazoa; Chordata; Lepidosauria; Squamata; Phrynosomatidae. The coding region runs from base 103 to 591 and encodes 162 amino acids. The transcript has 3 exons.